Messenger RNA from Odobenus rosmarus divergens (Pacific walrus), 4940 nucleotides. Its product is annotated as lysine-specific demethylase 5D-like. Gene Ontology annotation, biological process: chromatin remodeling. Gene Ontology annotation, molecular function: histone demethylase activity; DNA binding. The record is from RefSeq and is a predicted model, not a curated record. Bases 247 to 4578 code for a protein of 1443 amino acids. Gene Ontology annotation, cellular component: nucleus. The transcript is spliced from 24 exons. Lineage: Eukaryota; Metazoa; Chordata; Mammalia; Carnivora; Odobenidae.
GUUUUGAAGAUGCUUUAGCGCCUGAAGAAUCAAUCCGCGGAGCGACACGAAGUGUAAAGCAGCCGGAAAAGCUGGAUGGUCAAGAUGGUGGUUAUAGAACUGGGAGCCCUGAGCAAUUGCAUGAAUUAAAAUAAUAGGAGUUAAAAGAAAAUAUAGGGCCUCUGGGGCCCACAUUUUGGCGACAAAGGAUUGAUAUGCCACUGAAGAAAGAGGAAAUCAUUUUACAAAUUAGCAUCUGAGCACGACAUGGAGCCGGGGUCCGAUGACUUCCUACCGCCGCCGGAGUGCCCAGUGUUCGAACCUACGUGGGCCGAAUUUCGAGACCCGCUUGGCUACAUCGCGAAAAUCAGGCCCAUUGCAGAGAAGUCGGGUAUUUGCAAGAUCCGCCCACCCGUGGACUGGCAACCUCCCUUUGCAGUAGAAGUUGACAACUUCAGAUUCACACCUCGCAUUCAGAGACUAAAUGAACUGGAGGCUCAGACCAGAGUAAAACUGAACUAUUUGGACCAGAUUGCAAAAUUCUGGGAAAUCCAAGGUUCUUCAUUAAAAAUUCCCAAUGUGGAACGGAGGAUAUUGGAUCUCUAUGGCCUUAGUAAGAUUGUGAUGGAAGAAGGUGGCUAUGAAGCUAUCUGCAAGGACCGUCGUUGGGCCCGAGUUGCCCAACGACUCAACUACCCACCAGGCAAAAAUAUUGGUUCCCUGCUACGAUCUCAUUAUGAGCGAAUCAUUUACCCCUAUGAAAUGUUUCAGUCUGGAGCCAACCUUGUGCAGUGUAACACUCACCCAUUUGACAAUGAGGAAAAAGACAAGGAAUACAAACCCCACAGCAUUCCCUUAAGACAGUCUGUGCAGCCUUCCAAGUUCAGUAGUUAUAGUCGGCGGGCAAAAAGACUACAGCCUGAUAUUGACUCAUAUGUUUGUCGAAUAUGCUCCCGAGGGGAUGAAGAUGAUAAACUACUUCUGUGUGAUGGCUGCGAUGACAAUUACCACAUCUUCUGCCUAAUACCACCCCUUCUUGAAAUCCCUAGAGGGGUCUGGAGAUGCCCAAAGUGUAUCAUGGAGGAGUGUAAGAGGCCCCCUGAAGCUUUUGGCUUUGAGCAGGCUACCCAGGAGUACACUUUGCAGAGCUUUGGUGAAAUGGCUGAUUCCUUCAAGACUGACUACUUCAACAUGCCUGUACAUAUGGUACCUACAGAACUUGUGGAGAAGGAAUUCUGGAGACUAGUGAGCAGCAUUGAGGAGGAUGUCACAGUUGAGUAUGGAGCAGACAUUCAUUCCAAAGAAUUUGGCAGUGGUUUUCCUGUCAGCAAUAGCAAAGGGAACCUGUCCCCCGAGGAAGAGGAAUAUGCAACCAGUGGUUGGAAUCUGAAUGUAAUGCCAGUGCUGGAUCAGUCUGUUCUGUGCCACAUCAAUGCAGACAUCUCAGGCAUGAAGAUUCCCUGGCUGUAUGUAGGCAUGGUAUUCUCAGCAUUUUGUUGGCAUAUUGAGGAUCACUGGAGUUAUUCUAUUAAUUAUCUACACUGGGGUGAACCAAAAACCUGGUAUGGGGUACCCUCAUUGGCAGCAGAGCAGUUGGAGGAGGUGAUGAAGAGGCUGACACCUGAGCUGUUUGAUAGCCAGCCUGACCUGCUACACCAGCUUGUCACCCUCAUGAAUCCCAACACGCUCAUGUCCCAUGGUGUACCAGUUGUCCGUACAAACCAAUGUGCAGGAGAAUUUGUCAUCACAUUUCCUCGUGCUUAUCACAGUGGCUUUAACCAAGGCUAUAAUUUUGCUGAGGCUGUCAACUUUUGCACUGCUGACUGGCUACCUGCUGGACGCCAGUGCAUUGAACACUACCGCCGGCUCCGGCGCUACUGUGUUUUCUCCCAUGAGGAGCUCAUCUGCAAGAUGGCUGCCUUUCCAGAGAAGUUGGAUCUGAAUUUGGCUGUGGCUGUGCAUAAGGAGAUGUUCAUUAUGGUGCAAGAGGAGCGACGUUUACGAAAAGCUCUAUUGGAGAAGGGCAUCACGGAGGCUGAACGAGAGGCUUUUGAGCUGCUCCCAGAUGAUGAGCGCCAGUGCAUGAAGUGCAAGACAACGUGCUUCCUAUCAGCUCUGGCGUGCUAUGACUGCCCAGAUGGCCUAGUCUGCCUUUCCCACAUCAACGACCUCUGCAAGUGCUCAAGUAGUCGGCAGUAUCUGCGGUAUCGGUACACCUUGGAUGAGCUUCCUGCCAUGCUACAUAAGCUAAAGAUUCGGGCUGAAUCCUUUGACACCUGGGCCAACAAAGUACGAGUGGCCUUGGAAGUGGAGGAUGGCCGCAAGCGCAGCUUUGAAGAGCUAAGGGCACUGGAGUCUGAGGCUCGUGAGAGGAGAUUUCCUAACAGUGACCUACUUCAGCGACUGAGGAACUGCCUAAAUGAAGCAGAGGCUUGUGUCUCCCAAGUCCUGGGGCUGGUCAGUGGUCAAGAGGCCAGGAUUGAAACUCCACAACUGACCCUGACUGAGUUGCGAGUUCUUCUUGAGCAGAUGGGCAGCCUUCCAUGUGCCAUGCAUCAAAUUGGGGAUGUCAAGGAUGUUUUGGAACAGGUGGAGGCCUACCAAAUUGAGGCCCGGGAGGCUCUGGCCUCACUGCCCCCCAGUGUAGGGCUAUUGCGGUCCUUGUUGGAGAAGGGGCAGCAGCUGGGCGUAGAGGUACCUGAAGCCCAUCAGCUCCAGCAACAGGUGGAGCAGGCGCGAUGGCUAGAUGAGGUGAAGCAAGCACUGGCUCCUUCAGCUCAAAGGGGCUCUCUGGUUAUCAUGCAGGGGCUCUUGGUUACAGGUGCCAAGAUAGCCUCCAGUCCUUCUGUGGACAAGGCCCGGGCUGAGCUUCAGGAGCUGCUGACCAUUGCAGAGCGCUGGGAAGAAAAGGCCCAUUUCUGCCUGGAGGCCAGGCAGAAGCAUCCACCAUCUACAUUGGAAGCCAUAAUUCGUGAGGCAGAAAAUAUCCCAGUUCACCUGCCUAACAUCCAAGCACUCAAAGAUGCUCUGGCUAAGGCACAUGCUUGGAUUGCUGAUGUGGAUGAGAUCCAAAAUGGUGACCACUAUCCCUGUUUGGAUGACUUGGAAGGCCUGGUGGCUAUAGGCCGGGACCUACCUGUAGGCUUGGAAGAGCUGAGACAGUUAGAGCUGCAGGUUCUGACAGCACAUUCGUGGAGGGAGAAGGCUUCAAAGACUUUCCUCAAGAAGAAUUCAUGCUACGCCCUGCUGGAGGUACUUUGCCCAUGUACAGAUGCUGGCUCAGAUACCAGCAAGCGUAGCCGGUGGAUAGAGAAGGAGUUGGGCUUGUACAGAUCUGACACAGAGUUGCUUGGACUGUCUGCACAGGACCUCAGGGAUCCAGGCUCUGUGAUCGUGGCUUUCAAGGAGGGGGAGCAGAAGGAGAAGGAGGGUAUCCUGCAGCUGCGUCGCACCAACUCCGCCAAGCCCAGUCCACUGGCAUCAUCGACCGCAGUUUCUUCUGCAACCUCCAUCUGUGUUUGUGGGCAGGUGCCAGCUGGGGUGGGAGCUCUGCAGUGUGACCUGUGUCAGGACUGGUUCCAUGGGCAAUGUGUGUCAGUUCCCCGCCUCUUCAGCUCUUCAAGGCCUAGUUCCACCUCAUCACCACUGUUAGCCUGGUGGGAGUGGAACACCAAAUUUUUGUGUCCACUAUGCAUGCGCUCACGGCGCCCACGUCUGGAGACCAUCCUGGCCCUGUUGGUAGCCCUGCAGAGACUGCCAGUACGGCUGCCUGAGGGUGAAGCCCUCCAGUGCCUCACAGAGAGAGCCAUUGUCUGGCAAGGCCGUGCCAGGCAGGCUCUAGCAUCUGAGGAUGUAACUGCUCUGUUGGGACAGCUGGCUGAGCUUCGCCAGCAACUGCAGGAUGUAUCCAGAUUGGAGGAGCCCCUUACCUACCCUUCAACCCCUGCCUGUGACCCACACAGAGAAGGCAGUGGCAACGAUAUGCCUAAGGUCCCAGGGUUGCUGCCAAAUGUGGACAGUAUGGCUACUCAUGGGAAGAUAGCUCCUGUUCAGGGCUCAGACCUGGAGGUAUUGUCCUCACUAUUGCCACAGUUGACUGGCCCUGUAUUGAACCUGCCUGAGGCAACCCGGGCCCCACUGGAGGAGCUCAUGUUGGAGGGGGAUCUGCUUGAGGUGACCCUGGAUGAGAACCAUAGCAUCUGGCAGCUACUGCAAGCUGGACAACCUCCAGACAUUGAGCGGAUCCGUACACUUCUAGAGCUGGAGAAGCCUGAGCAUCAAGGAAAUCGGACAAGAGGUCGGGCAUUGGAGAAGCGAAGGCGGCGGCGACAGCAGAAAAUAGAUCUCGGUAGGAAAAGUAAAGAAGAGCUGCAGUCAAAAAAAGCUCGAAACUCAGACAUUAAGCCUGAUGAGGGCCAAGAAGAAGAGUUUGAAGAGGAAACAGAUAGUGAAAAUAUUUUCCUGACAUCUACAGAGCAUAGCCCCAUCUUGAAAGGGAACCAAAAUAGCUUCCAACAGAACGAUUCAGGUUCUGUAGCCUCUUUUCCUUCCUUAACCCCCUUGCUACACCAGCCCUACCCUCAACGGGAAGAGUUAUGACACCAAGUAGAAAAGGGUUUUUUUAUAAAUCCACUGCCUCUUGGACCUUCCUAGGUCAUGAACUUUGUUUCUUAUCUAGAAUUUGUCACUUCAGAGUUUUGAUAUCUUAUGUCUUAAAAGUGAUGUUUUGAGCUCGGUUCCUAAGGUCAGUGCCCUGUGUGCCUCUUCCCAGAAGUUUCUCGCCAGCAUUACUGGGACUACCACACAGUGAAUGAUUUCUCAAGCCAGUUUUGUUCUGCACUUAGGCAAAUAAAACUUGACAAAGGCAAAUAUAUCUCUUUAUUUCUCUUCCUUUUUUCUUAUAUUUUAAAAAUAUUUUGGUGCUUCAAGGCGGCUUCUACAUUCUACCUCCUUUUCUUACC